Sinocyclocheilus anshuiensis is the source of this 2775-nucleotide messenger RNA. RefSeq names its product sequestosome 1 (gene sqstm1). Lineage: Eukaryota; Metazoa; Chordata; Actinopteri; Cypriniformes; Cyprinidae. Gene Ontology annotation, cellular component: aggresome; amphisome. Gene Ontology annotation, molecular function: protein kinase C binding; K63-linked polyubiquitin modification-dependent protein binding; zinc ion binding. The transcript is spliced from 8 exons. Gene Ontology annotation, biological process: mitophagy; aggrephagy; endosome organization. Bases 124 to 1506 code for a protein of 460 amino acids. The record is from RefSeq and is a predicted model, not a curated record.
ACUGUGGGCUGAGGAAGGAAACGCAAUCUCACGCAGCCAGCGCAGAGUCCCGUGUUCAAGAAACGCAUUUUCUGCUGCGCAACACAUCCUGAGGUUCGCUCCGAGACGCUAUUUUUCGCUACAAUGUCGAUGACAGUGAAAGCUUACCUUACCGGUAAGGAGGACUGCAACAAGGAGAUCCGCCGCUUUGCCGUGGAUCAGGAUGUCUCAACAAGUUUUGAGUAUUUGAAGAGAAAAGUGCUCGAUGUCUUCGUCGGUCUCAGGACUGCGCCCUUUCAAAUGUUCUAUAAAGAUGACGAUGGUGACAUGAUUGCGUUCUCCUCUGAUGAUGAGCUAAUGAUGGGCUUGGCUCUUGUGAAGGAUGACACUUUCCGUCUCUACAUCAAGCAAAGAAAGGAGCACAAACGUGAUCCCUCACCUCAUGGGGUCCCUGGGUUCUCAUUCCCCCCACCUCACUUUAGCCCCCCAGGACCUAAUCCUAUGGGUCCACCUCCAAUGGGUCCCCCAGGAGCACCUCACAUGGGGCCUCCUCAUCAUUACCCUCCAAUGCUGCACUCAGGGGUGACCUGUGACGGGUGCGACGGGCCGGUGGUUGGAACACGUUUCAAGUGCACCGUUUGCCCCGAUUAUGACUUGUGCUCCUCCUGCCAGGGCAAAGGCCUCCACAAGGAGCAUCCUCUCCUGCCCCUCUUUCACCCCAUGGCCAACAUGUUUGAGUGGUUCCCUCGUGGGAAGUUGUGGCGUAAGAUGAGACACUGCAUGUGGGCAAAUACCCAGGCUCAGGCUCAGGCUCAGGCUCAAGCUCAGGCCCAAAACCAGGCUCAGCCAGGCCCAUCUGGAGUCCAGCAAAACCAGGAUGCUUCUGAAAACAUGAGAGAGAACGGUGCUACUGACUCCUCUCUGGCCAAUAUGGAGUACCUAAAGAACAUUGGAGAGGGAGUGGCGGCCAUGUUGAGCCCCCUUGGCAUAGAUGUGGACAUCGACGUUGAGCAUGAGGGGCAGCGGACCAAAGUUACACCAACUCCUCCUGCCUCCAGUGGGCCACCUAGUGCUCGGAGUGAGAGUGGCUCCAUAGGGCUUCUCUCCAGAGGGUCUGGUCCUGGAAGUCAGGCCACUGAAGAGAGCAUCAGUGAGGGAACAAAGGGGCAGAAAGACCAAGGCAGUGAUGAGGAAUGGACUCAUCUCAGCUCUAAAGAGGUGGACCCCUCCACAGGAGAGCUGCAGUCCCUCAGGUUGGAGCAGGACGGGACAGAACUUCCAGCCCCGCUAAGUACCGACUCCAGCACAAGCGCCUCCAAGGGUCCCACUGGCCUGCGCGAGGCAGCUCUCUACCCACACCUUCCUCAAGAUGCAGACCCCAAGCUGGUGGAGACUCUUUCUCAGAUGCUCUCCAUGGGGUUCACCGAUGAGGGUGGAUGGUUGACCAGACUGCUCCACACCAAGAAUUUCGACAUCGGAUCUGCCCUGGAUACCAUCCAGUAUUCCAAACCCGGUCCACAGAAGUAGAGAAGGAGCACAGGAAUAAAGAAGACCAGGGGGCAUAUUACAGAAAGUUUCUUAUCUUAGGUCUUAACUUAAGAUAUAUGUUAAAUUAGGAUUUUUCACAAAUUCGUAUUACAGAAGCAAAUCUUAACUUGAUUUGGGAUUCUUAUCUUAUCUUACAAAAUCGUAUCUUAUCUCUAGUUAGGAAAUCUUAAAUUGCAUUAUCAAGUAAGACAAUCCACUCAGGUCUGUUACCAAGCAACCAACACUGCGCGAGCUGCUGAUGAGGUAAACAAAAUAACAGACGCUACUUCACUUUGAAAAUCACCCUUUGCAAAAAAAACGUGAGGCAUUAGUCACUUGCACUAUAACCGGUAAUGCUCUGUGACGCUUUUGUUGGCCUCUGUAAUGCUGGUUGCAGUUCCUGUGCUACUGUAAUAUGUUGCACGGCAGUCUGUAAUUACUUAAGUGUUUUGUCAUCAAAAUGUAACAUCUUCUGGGUCCUCCAAGAGUCUUUCUACCAUUAAACAUCUCCGUUCUUCAUUUUCAAUUAAUAAUAAAUGUAAUACCAUUGUUGGACAGCGCAGUUUUUCCAUUAGCUUUCGAAUAAUUUUGAAAUGAAGACAGCUGUGGGGUUGUCCUAAAGUUAAGACAGUUUUUAGGAUUUUUUGUCAAGUUAGGAGGUUUCUGUAAUACCCCCUUCCUAUCUGUAGUUAAGAUAACACACUUAGGAAAUGCUGUUCUGUAAUAGCUUUUAUCCUAAAUGUGGUCCUAACUGAAAUUACCAUGGUUACCAAACAGAUAAGAUCAGAUUUUAAAGUUAGGAUCUUUCUGUAAUAUACCCCCUGCUGGGCCAUAACUAAUAUUGUUAGAAAAUUUUGGCCUAUUUUCUAUUAACAAAGUUUUUCCAUACUUUUUCAAUGACAAAUUCUUUACGUAAAUGCUAUCAACAAUAUCAGUUACUCAGGUGACUUGGAACGUAGUUAAGUUCAUUAUUGGGCUUUUAUGCAAAAUAGAUAUAUUCAGCAUUUCUGUCAUUAGCAUUACACCUCAUGUUAUGAAGAUUAUUAUCAUUGUAUAUGCAUAUUACAUAUAAAAGUAGAGGUCUACAUUUGUGGGUUUUUUUUUUUUCUGUUUGCAUUUACAUAACUAAUAAGAAGAGUUUGUAAGCUCAGCAGAAACCUGGGGGUAUUUUUAUUGUUAGUUUGAAUAAACAGAUGGAAUCAGGUUAAUGUCACUGUAGGUCUUCUAAAAUUCCUGUACUUUCUAUCCUCAAUAAAAUGCAAAAAAAAA